This is a messenger RNA of Erpetoichthys calabaricus (reedfish), 7048 nucleotides long. RefSeq names its product zinc finger protein 45-like. Gene Ontology annotation, cellular component: nucleus. The transcript has 3 exons. The record is from RefSeq and is a predicted model, not a curated record. The coding region runs from base 96 to 1700 and encodes 534 amino acids. NCBI's taxonomy places the organism in Eukaryota, Metazoa, Chordata, Cladistia, Polypteriformes, Polypteridae.
CCCCGGAAGCCCACAAAAUCAACCGUCUUUUACAGGAAGUGGACCGUGUCAAUAGAAAACAGAAAAGCGACAUAGAGCGGAUUUUGAAGCGUUUCAUGACACAGGCGACCGGGCCCAAAACACAGACGAUGGCUUGCGGCUUGUCCUCGGGUUUCUUUAAAGAGCAGCUUACCGCCAGCGUGGAGAGAGAAGCAAGGGCGACGGCGCACGUUAUGCUGAAGAAAUUCUCUAAGUUUGUGGAUGGUUGCUUUUCUGUUUUCCAAGCGAAACUGGAAGACCACCAGAAUCAGGUUAUAAAGAUGAGAGCCGAAGCCGAGAACCACUUUGUUCUCUUAGUCGAAGAAGCGGUAAAAGCGGCGGCAGAGAUUGUUGCCACAGAGCUUGUGGGUUUUUUUGACAAACGCGUCGCCGAUUUCCAGCUGGAAAUGUCUGUAAAGGAUAAAGAGAUUGAGUGCUUGAAGCUGCAGCUGGAGAUCUCCCAAUGCGAAGUGAGUGCGAUGCGUGGACACCAGAAUUUGGCAGGCGGCAUGAUGACGGCGUGGGCAGCGAGCGAUACAGCCAGAGGGGAAGUAGCAGUUGGUAUUAAAAAUGUACCUCAUAUGGAAAGCAUUGGCAAGGACGAUGGGAUAUUUAGUCAGUUGGCCUGUGUGUCUCAACUGGGAGGACCAACUCUCACUUUCCAUGAAAAUGAAAAUGGGUUCUCUCGGCAGAUCUCAAGCUGCAACGAAAAAGAGAGGUCCAAAAUAGAUACAUCCCUGGAGCAGAAAACCACCCACAUCAAAGUGAACGAUUCUAAUAAAAAUGAACCUCAUGAUCCAGCUUGUGAUCUUGUUAAAGAAGAAAAUUGCAGUACAGGCUUUGCUUACAUUAAAAAGGAGGCUUGCGAGCAGAUUUAUGUCCAAAUUAAACAAGAGGUCUGUGAGGAGGACUGCGUAUACGGCCACACAUCCGAGAAUGAAAGAGUGCAAGUCCACAAACCAGAAUCUGUAUCUGAAUGUCCCUUUCCUGGCAUUAAAGAGGGUGCAAAUGUCACUCACGGUCCCCAUCAGCUGUCAUCUGUAGACUUUGAAAGCCACAGAUCCAAGUCACUGCAGUGGGAAAGUGAAAGAUCUGAGGAAGAAGCUCCAUCAACUGUCAGCCAGCUGCCAACAACAGUUGAAAUACCACAGUGGAUCCAGACAACAUUUGCUCUUCAUCAUUGUCUUAUAUGUGGGAAGACGUUCAAACAAAAAAGUUACCUAGAGAGACACCAGCGGAUUCAUAAUGGAGAGAAGCCAUUUCAUUGUACGGAAUGUUGGAAGGGUUUCACAUUGAAAUGUAAACUUGAAAAGCACCAGAGAAUCCACACUCAGGAGAAUCCGUACAUCUGCACAGAAUGUGGGAAGGCAUUUAUGAAGAAAAGUAACCUUCAACGACAUCUGCGAAUUCAUACUGGAGAGAAGCCCUACAGCUGCACAAAAUGUGGAAAACGGUUCAUCCAGAAAAGUCACCUCCAGAAACAUGAAGGAAUUCAUGCAGGGGAGAAGCAGUAUGCUACCUCGGAAAUGACAGCAGGACCUGUCCAUCUUCCUUCUUUGCCGACUUUAACAGCACCUGCAACAUCUUCACUGCCUGCCACCUGGACUCCUGCUGCUCCAGCUACAUCUACGGUGGUAUUUUUUCCGGGGCCACUGACGGUUUGUAGUGUUCAAAAAUCAUAGCAGCAACCAGCUCCUGCACUACAAAAAUGAGUGGCAUAUGUUUGUCUGCUAACGAACAAGUCGCAAUUGGCUGUGCUUGUAUUUAAUGCCAACUUGUCUUUGCACCAACACAAUCGAUGUUGUGCUGCAAUGAGUAAUGGUGGUUUUCCACUGAAUUUUGGGUAAAAUCUACCAGGUCAAUAAACAUAGAUUUAGACCAAGGUGAGGAUACACCACAAUUGAAAUCAAUGUACAAAAGGAUGGGUAGAAGAGCAUGCUUUUUAAAGGCACAAUGAUGUCAGUGAUAAGCAAGUCAGUAUCAGUUAAGAUAAAUACAUCAUGUCACAAGGGCUAUAUAGCACAAGAAGCAUGACGAAAACAAUGUGGACUUGUUGCUUCAUGCAACAAUAAAUGAAUCGGAAACAGUAAGAGGAAAACGGGUAAGCAACAUCACCACUUAUCUGCAGCUUAUAGUACUUUUGGGCAGGGUUAGUGUUAGACUGUUAUACCCACAUCACACAUGCCAACUUAUCCUAAAAGAUAAUUACGUAUGGGAUGAUUGUCUUUUUUGGCAUUCUCCUGCCAUCAUUUUAUCUUCUUUCUUCAGCUCCGCUAAAUUACUCAGUAAAUAAAGUAUAACGAUAGGGUUAAAGUUUAAGAUUUUGCUCCUGUUUUCUUGCUUUCCUCUGAGAUACACAAUAUGUUGUAUUUGUCAAAGCAGUGAGCUUUGUGUUGUCUUGUUUGCUAGUACAAAAACCGACAUAUGUCAUUCUGAACUGGAUUGAGUUGCUAUGACUCUAGCAUGGUUAUCAUACUGAUAAAGUGACCACUACCUGGGCAAAUCUGUUUAUUAACAAUCUACUAUUUAGUCUGUGUGGUGCCAUCACUUGGGGAGCUUGAGUCUCAUUCUGAACCGAAUACAUUAUUUCUCUCAAUUAUAGUGAACUUGGAUAGCAUUAGACUGCUUCACUUUCUGCACACUUUCUUGUGUUUUAGAUUUAAUUUUAAAAUGAUAAAUGUGCUAUUUUUGCCCAUCAAUUUACAAUCAGUAACCCAUAAUGACAAAGUGAAGACACAUUUUCAGAAAGGUUUGCAAAUAUAUUAAAAAUCAAAACCUGAAAUCUCACAUUUCUUUAAGUAUUGACACUCUCUGCUCCAGCUUUCCAAAUUUUAGUCUGGUGCAUCCUGUUUGCUUUUAAUAUUUGUCUAGAAUUUGAUUGGAGUCCCCCAGUCCCAAAUUGAAUUGUUUGGACAUUGGUUAGAAGGACGCACCCCUGUGUAUAUAAGGUUGCAUAAUUCACACUGCAUGUCAGGACAAAAUCAAGCCAGUGAAGUCUCUGCAGACCCUCGUGAUCUAAUUGUGGUCAGACAUGGAACAGGGAAAAGGGAUAAAGCCAUUUCUAAAGCUUUGAAUGUUCCCAAGAGCACAGUGGUCUCAAUAAUUGUGAAAUGAAAGACGUUUGAAACCACCAGAACUCUUCCUAGAGUUGACUGACCUGCCAAACUGAGUAACUAGGCAAGAUGGGCAGUGGUCAGGGAUGUGACCAGGAACCCAAUGGUAACUCUAAUAAAGCUUCAGAAGUGCUCUACUUAAUGAAAGGACAGUAUCUCAGUAUCUCUCCAUAAAUCAGGUGUUUAUGGUAGAGUGGCUAGACAGAAGUCAUCCUUGAGUAAAAGACACAUGACAGCACACUUUGAUUUUGCCAAAUGGCAUUUAAAGAACUCUGACAGCUUGAGGAAAGUAUUCUCUGGUGUACUGAGAAAUAAAUUUAACCUAUGUCUGGUGAUUAAGAGGGACUGUGCAACACCUAUCUAAUACCAUCCUAACAGUUAAGCUGCACUCAAAUCGAUCAGACGGAAGUUACUCUUGAGUCAAAGGCACAUGAAGGCUCGCUUGGAGUUUGCUAAUCAGCUUUUAAAGGACUCUGAGAUCAUGAGCAAAAAGAUUCUCUGAUCUGAUGAAACAAACAAUGAACCCAUUGGGCAGAACUCCAAGCACUAUAUUUGGUAAAGACCCGGCACUGCUCAGCACCUACCUAAUGUCAUCCGUAAAAUGAAGCAUGGUGAUGGCAGCAUGAUGCAACAAGGCUGCUACUCAGCAGCCAGGACAGGGAGACUGGUCAAAAUUGAGGGAAGGGUGAAUGAUGCCAAAUACAGGGCAGUCCUUGAAGAAAGCCUGCUCCAGAUUGCACAUGACCUGAGACUGGGGCAAUGGUUCACUUUUCAGUAUGACAGUGACCUGAAGCAUAUGGCCAAGACCACGCUUGAGUGGCUUCAGGACAUGCCACUGAUUGUCUUUGAGUGGCCUAGCCAAAUACCAUACAUAACCCCCCAAGAACAUCUGCAAAAAGACCUGAAGAUGUCGGUUUACAGACGCUUCCAAUCCAAUCUAGCUUUGCUUCAUAGGAUUUGACAGGAAAAAUGGGAGAAACUGCCCAUAUUCAGGUGUGCAAAGCUUGCGGAAACUUACCCAUGAAGACUUAAAGCUGUAAUUGCUGCCAAAGGGGCUUCUACAAAGUACUGAAUUAAAGGAAUGAAAUCUUACGAAAAAGAGAGAUUUUAGUUUUUGAUUUUUUUGAUACAUUUGAAGCUGAAAACGUUUUCACUUUGUCAUCAUGGGUUAUUGAGUGUAGAUUGAUAAGAAAAAAGGUAAAUUUAUCCAUUUAAAAUUAAAUCUGAACAAAAUUACAAUGUGUCGAAAGUGAAGGUGUUGAACACUUUUUGAAUCUGUAUAAGGACUCUAUUUUCUAUUCUAUUGUAUUCCUUCAGUAUAAUUACAGUAUACUGUGUAUAUGUAUAUUGCAACCUUUUGGAAAAUUUUUAGUACUGAUUGUCAUGUCUCUUGGUUCACAUCCCUUAUUUGGAUAAUACUUUCACUUUUAAGUAUUGAAUUUUAUAUUUAUGGAAUCUAGAACAAAAGUAAAAGCUGCUUCAUUACAGGCUUCCUCUACUUUAUCAAAAUUUGCAUAUACAACAUACAGUAAGUACGUCUUCAUCUUAUGAAUCACAAUGAAUCUGAAUUUUUACAUAGAUGAGGAUCAAGUCAGGGCCAAUUUUCAAACCUGCGCUCGUAGUGCAAACUCCCAGUCAUCUUUACAACUUGCAGAAUGGAAUGUGACUUGGGGUUUUGGGCAGGGUGUUGAUGUCACAUGAUGCCAGACUCGGUCACUCUAAAUGCUGAAUCUGCAUUUCUGUGCUACGGUUCAGUCACCUUGUUACGUGUGUCGCUCUCAUGUUUUCUUGCAUUAUCCUGAACUGCAUGGUUCAAAACAAAACAAAAAAACAUUGUGCAAAUAGUUGAAAAGCCUAAGAAAUACUGAAAGGCCUUUACCUUAACUGUGAAACAUAAAGUGAUGAAUUGUAGGUAAAGAGCCUUUUUAAAAAUUAUUUCAGGAAGAGGAUUGUGUAAUGAUGACUCAAGCUAUUAUUAAACAAAUUCUAUCAGUUUUCAUGAAUUUCCUUAUUUGAAUGUAGAAGUCAUUUUUGGAGCAAAGAAUAGCGUAAAAUGUUUAAAAUUUAAAAUAAUUGUCAUUAGCAGUUCAUAUUACAAAAAUUCACCUUACAUAGUUAGCUUCAUAAAGCAGGGGAAGCCUACAUAUUCUUUCCAUUCAGGUGGAAAGAAUGUUUCUGGUUUUCAAACCAACUUCCCAGAUCUACAAAUGUGUAUUGCAACAUUUGAGCCAUUCUCACUUGAUUGGAGCAAUGGCUGUUCAAAUUUAAACCCAGUUGAAUGUGGCUUAGUGGUUAAAGUAUUGGAUUUUGACCCAUAAAAUCUUGUUUAGCCUCCAUUACUGGAUUAGUGUAUGAUCUUUGAAAGUCCUUAACCUGUCAAGGUUGUGACUGUUUUAAGUACUGUAGUACAGCUGUGUACUUGUAAAGCACCUUGGGAAGCUUUUUGUAUGGAAGGGGGCCAUAUGUUAGACAAAAAUAGUUUUUCGUAUUUGGUAAAUUUAAGUCUUACAAACUUAUUGAAAGUUAAACAAAAUGCUAGUAUUUUCCACAAAUUUUCCUUUUUUUAUUAUCUUUUCACCAAAAGCUGAAUCAGUAGUGUAAAUCAUGUUGUUUUUAAAAGUGACCAUUAACUGUGGAUAGUUUGGGAACAUCCUAGCAGGUAGUGAACUAAAGCUUGUGCAGACAUUUCCACCUUCUCUCAUACUGUACCUCAUGGAAAACUAGAUAAUUGUACGGAUACUUUUGUUUGAGUAGUGCAUACAUGAGGAUGCCAGCAAACUGUAAAAAAAGCCCAUUUCAGUGCCAAUGAUAAUUUGUUUGUAUGCAUUGAAGUACUACACCAGCGCCAUCAGGAGAGGUCAAGAGGCACAUGUAUGUUCCAGAUCAAGUAAACCUAUCCAUGUUAAUGUUUUAAACAUGAGCUUCUCUUUGGCCACAUUAUAAAACCUGUCUCCAAUUUAUGCAGUGCAAAUUUUGCACAAAUCAUAUACAGGUUUGUGACCCAUUAAAAGGAAGACUGCUAGACUUGUCCAUUGACUCUACCCUUCUUCAGAGUAUCCUGAUGCUAGUAUGCAUCCAGAGGGCAGGGCAACCAAGUUUUGUGUCCCUAUUUUCAGUAACAUUAAAUAAGAGGGCCUUCUUAGUGCAGCGGAAGUUAAGUUGUGAACUGAAGUGGAUCAAUCAGUUUAACAUUCUGGAGAAAAAACUCUCAUUGCAUGGGUGAAUAUGUGUGUGAGCCCCGUGAUGGACUGGUGCCCCAUCCAAGAUUGGAUUCCUGAUAACGUGUGGUCCCCAGUGACCCUGAGUUGGAUUGGAUAGGAUAGAUUAGAGAAUUUUUAUUUUACAUUAAACAUCUGGACAAUUAGUAAUCUGGCUUGGUUAGUUUGCUCCAGUUGAAGCCUGUGAUUUGCUAGCUGGUAGGCAUUCUGUAGAUGCUGCCAUGAUACUUGCUGAAGUUGGAUUUCUCCAUCAUGACUGAGGUAAGAAAUGCAUCUCAAAACAUUAGUUUUGCAUCAUGUUUAGCUGCCUUCCACACUUCAAACAGAUGACGUAACAUUUGCGAAUGAGGGCAAGCUAAAUUAAUAACAGAGACAUUGCCACACAUACUUCAGAUUUUCUUAGUGGUGCAGUUUUUACUGGUCGAAUCUAAACUGGUAAGAUAACACUGCACUGUGAGGUGAUCCUUGGUAAUCUUCAACUUGUAAUGUUACAAACAAUGAUUUCAGCAGCAUUUUCCUUAUAUUAAUUAUAGUACUUGAUUUCAGUUGUUAAGUGCGCUGAGCAUGGAUUAACCCCUUUCUGAUUGUGAUUAUCAAAUAUCCUUGAUAUGAAUGUCACCUUGUAAUUUUUGAUCACUGUUAGUCACCAUUGUCUAUGUUGCAAGUUUAGAAUAUAUGACAAAAUGUUACAGCUCUUUA